GCUAAUCGACUAUUGUCAAUAUUAUGGCACGUUGAAAUAAUUUUCUGACAAAUUUCCAAUCAAAAAGUAAAAAAAAGAAAUACUCUUUUAAAGUUUAAUUGGCCCUCAAGAUCAUUUAAGAAUGCAUCGAACGAUAAAAAGGAUAAAUUAUGUGAAGAAAAGUACGUUCUUUCUUCCGAUUGAAACCACACCUAUCUCCACCCAAAGAAGAUACUGUAGUGUUCCAGUGGAAAAGGAGCCCUUUUUAAAUGGAACGUCAGCUCAAUAUGUAGAAGAUAUGUACAAAGCUUGGCUAUCGAACCCAAGCAGUGUCCAUGCAUCGUGGGAUGCUUACUUCCGCAACUCAGCUUCAGGUGGCCCAGGUUAUCACCCGCCCCCUUCUGGUUUGGCCCCCAUCAGCAAAAACGAAGUUCCGCUAAAAACGUAUUUAGCGAAGCAUCCCGACUGUGAAGGCGGUGGAGGAGGUAGAUCAGGAGAUAAUUCUAUAGAAAACCAUUUAGCAGUACAAGCAAUGAUCAGAGGUUAUCAGGUACGGGGUCACAGACUUGCCAAAAUUGAUCCGUUGGGGAUAAUGUAUUCAGACAGCACUACCACUCUUACUCAAACAGGUAAAGUUCCUCCUGACAUAAUCAUGCGGGACCAUAAGUUGAAAGAAGAAGACUUAUCCAAAGUGUUCAAACUGCCAUCAACAACGUCUAUAGGUGGCAAAGAAAAAUCGCUGCCCCUAUCAGAAAUCAUAAAACGGCUGGAGCUGGCAUACUGCCGACAUAUCGGCGUGGAAUACAUGUACAUCAACAGCGUAGAACAAAGCAACUGGAUUCGAGAACGUUUCGAAGUUCCCGGCGUUACGAAUCUCACUCAAGAUGAACGAAGAUUGACCUUGGCCCGAUUGACCCGCUCCACAAGGUUCGAACAUUUCCUCCAAAAAAAAUAUCCGUCAGAAAAACGAUUCGGACUCGAAGGAUGUGAUUCAUUGAUACCUUCGAUGAAAACUGUGAUAGACAAGUCUUCCGAAAUGGGCGUGCAGAGCGUCAUCAUCGCUAUGCCGCAUCGAGGUAGGAUCAACGUAUUGGCCAACGUUUGUCGCCAACCUCUCCAUAAAAUAUUUACUCAAUUCGCUGGAUUAGAAGCCACCGACGAAGGUACUGGUGACGUCAAAUACCACCUGGGGAUGACUGUUCAGCGACUGAAUCGCGUCACAAACAAAAAUAUUCAAUUAACCAUAGUCGCGAAUCCCUCUCAUCUCGAACUGGUGGCUCCUGUGGCCCUGGGAAAAACCAGGGCAGAACAAUUCUACAGGGGAGACUGUGAAGGAAAGGAAGUUUUGCCCAUUGUGUUACACGGAGACGCUGCUUACGCUGGCCAAGGUGUUUGCUUUGAAACCAUGCAUCUGUCCCAGUUACCAAAUUACACUACACACGGUACUAUCCAUAUAGUCGCUAAUAACCAAAUAGGUUUCACCACGGAUCCUCGUUUUGCAAGGUCUUCAAUUUAUUGCACUGAUGUUGGUAAAGUAGUGCACGCGCCGAUAUUCCACGUAAACGCUGAUGAUCCGGACAGUGUUACGCACGUCAGUAAAGUCGCUGCAGAAUGGAGAGCAACUUUCCACAGAGACGUGGUCAUCGAUCUAGUAGGAUACAGAAGGUACGGCCACAAUGAGUUGGAUGAACCCAUGUUCACCCAGCCGCUCAUGUACCAAAAAAUCCACAGUAUGAAGAAUUGCUUGGAACUUUAUGCGGAAAAGCUAAUCAAAGAAGGCGUUGCCAAAGAAGCGGAAGUGAAAGAAAUUCAAGACAAAUACGACAAAAUAUGCGAAGAAGAGUUCCAGAAAGCUAGUAAGGAAACCCACAUGAAAUACAGUGAUUGGAUCGACAGCCCGUGGUCUGGUUUCUUUGAAGGCAAGGAUCCACUAAAAGCUAACCCAACCGGUGUAAAAGAAGAAAUAUUGGCACAUGUUGGCAGAAAAUUCGCUUCUCCUCCUCCAAACACAUCCCAAUUCAAGUUACACAAAGGUAUUGAGCGUAUUUUGGCAGCUAGAAUGGAAUUGGUACAAAAUAAAGUGGCUGAUUGGGCCAUAGGGGAGGCACUGGCCUACGGGUCCUUAUUAAAAGAAGGUAUCCACGUGAGGGUAUCCGGAGAAGAUGUUGAAAGGGGAACUUUCUCUCACAGACACCACGUGCUUCACCACCAAACCAACGACGGAGAAGAAUAUCGACCCCUAUGUAAUCUCUAUCCCGACCAAGCACCAUAUACGAUAUGCAACAGUCACUUGAGCGAGUAUGCUGUUCUAGGGUUCGAGCACGGUUACUCACUAGCGAAUCCGAACGCUUUGGUUAUUUGGGAGGCGCAAUUCGGCGACUUCAACAAUGUUGCACAAUGCAUCACUGACCUCUAUUUGGCUAGUGGACAGGCGAAGUGGUUGAGACAGUCCGGUAUAGUUUUGUAUCUGCCACAUGGACUAGAAGGUAUGGGACCUGAGCAUUCCAGCGCUCGAUUAGAACGUUUCCUACAGCUCUCUUCAGAUGACCCGGACGACUUUCCAAAGGAAGAUGAACAGUUCGCCAUUCGCCAACUUCAACAUAUAAACUGGAUCGUGGCAAACUGUACGACCCCAUCUAAUUUGUUUCACAUUCUUAGAAGGCAAAUAGCAUUGCCCUUCAGAAAACCCCUUAUACUAAUGACCCCCAAAAGUUUGCUUCGAAAUCCAGCUUGCAGAAGCCCGUUUUGCGACAUGGCGGAAGGCUCCGAGUUCCAUCGACUCAUACCAGCCGAAGGACCCGCUAGUGAAAACCCGGAGGGAGUGGAGAAAUUGAUGUUCUGCUCUGGGAAAAUUUUCUACGAAGUUGCAAAAUUGCUUAAAGAAAAAGGAAUCGAUUCCAAAAUCGCAAUGGCUCGCGUGGAACAGAUAACGCCGUUUCCUUUUGAUUUGGUUAAAAAAGAAUGUGCAAAGUACCCCAACGCAAAAAUUGUUUGGUUGCAGGAAGAACACAAGAACCAAGGAGCUUGGCCUUACGUACACCCUAGGAUAAUAACCGCUAUCAAAGGAGAGCGGGCCAUUUCAUAUGUUGGUAGAGCCGUAUCAGCGAGUACAGCCUCUGGUAAUAAGAAACAGUAUCAAAAAGAAUACAAAGAAUUGAUGGAAGCUGCUACAACACUUGAAUGCUAAUAUCGACUACUUGCGAUGCUGAUUCAUAUCAGUAUAUAGUGUAACACUGUUAAUAUCUUCUACAAAUAAACGUGCAUUUCUUUAAUUUUCA
Molecule: messenger RNA, 3257 nt
Organism: Leptinotarsa decemlineata (Colorado potato beetle)
Lineage: Eukaryota; Metazoa; Arthropoda; Insecta; Coleoptera; Chrysomelidae
Product: 2-oxoglutarate dehydrogenase complex component E1-like
Biological process (GO): tricarboxylic acid cycle
Cellular component (GO): oxoglutarate dehydrogenase complex; mitochondrion
Molecular function (GO): thiamine pyrophosphate binding; oxoglutarate dehydrogenase (succinyl-transferring) activity
Source: RefSeq, a predicted model, not a curated record